Heterobasidion irregulare TC 32-1 is the source of this 1230-nucleotide messenger RNA. RefSeq lists its product as uncharacterized. The coding region runs from base 27 to 791 and encodes 254 amino acids. The record is from RefSeq and is a predicted model, not a curated record. The transcript has a single exon. NCBI's taxonomy places the organism in Eukaryota, Fungi, Basidiomycota, Agaricomycetes, Russulales, Bondarzewiaceae.
UAAGGCCUAUUGCACAACAUCGAUGCAUGUCCGCAGCACUCGCCCCUUGUUCCUUCACGAUGGACGAUCCCUCUAACGAUGUUGACCAUCGUCGGGAACCAAGUCUGGUUGCUCCUGACUUUCACGACAUCGAUAACAAACUUGUCGUUUUCCCGCAAUCCAUGAUGUCGACAUCUCAUUCCCUUCCACCGCUGUUGGAGACUCACCGAACUCUUCGCCGGAAGCAGGGAAUGACGGUGAUCAGAAAAAAGUCUUCUCGUUUGUUGCGGAAUUGUGCGUCGAUUUCCGCCCUUCAAAGGCCGGAAAGUUCUCGCGACGAAGCAGGGAAAAGAGCAUCUAUCGCUUUUUCCUCCGCGUCCGACCCACGGGUUCAUUCCGAUGUCCGCCUCGGUCACCCUAGUCGACCGUACUACACAGCAAUUCGAAAGAAUAUGUCACCAGCGAACCCCUACUUGCCCGCGUCUACUCCCUUGCCCACAGGACGAUCAUCAUUUACUCUCUCCAACCGACCUGUGUCCAAUCUCAGCCCCGCGGACAUCGCUCAUACUCAUCCAGACCCUCCCGUCACGCUCCCACGAGGCAGCAUGUCCGUCUCGUCUCCGUUCGAAGGAGGGUUUUCGUUGAGCGGAGAAGUGGAGCUCCAUAUGGCACUUGCCAGGGUACGAUCCCGCGACUCUCCGAGAGAGCCUCAGGAGUUUAGGUUCUCUGAAACGAGGCGGGAUGUCACCGUUAAAGGAACGGUGAAGAAGCUUGGCAAAGGCCUUAAGAAACUGGUUCUGGGCAGGAGCUGAUGUGGCGUUGGAUCUGGAGAGUGCGUUCUUUGUUCGGAUGACGCUGAUGAGUUCGGGAUCCCCCCGUUUGAUUGCCUCGGUGAUGACACUUUAACGCACUGAUGAUCGAUGAACAAUAUGAUGAUAUCCUAUACUUCUUUUCUAUUAUGCUCGUACCAGACCAUACCCAUCCUAUGCCUUCAUCUGCUUUCCGCCUAUGAUGACCACACCUAUAAUCCCACCUGUUGAUAUCUAAAGACUUUAAUCAUUUCCAAGUAAAUCCUCGCCGAGCUGAUGAUGAUGACUGAAACACAUUACGGACUUUACCAGUGCAUCAUCAGACAAUUGUGGGUUUCGUUGAUCGACACGAAAUCAUGACACCAAUUACGAGCUGGAUUGUGAGGUUGUGCUGGCGGGUUUGGGGCUGUUUUGGUUUUUAACAUGAUUGCUAAUAAGCGCC